Emys orbicularis (European pond turtle) is the source of this 987-nucleotide messenger RNA. It is a transcript of the gene CA10, whose product is annotated as carbonic anhydrase 10. The record is from RefSeq and is a predicted model, not a curated record. The transcript is spliced from 9 exons. Gene Ontology annotation, molecular function: zinc ion binding; carbonate dehydratase activity. NCBI's taxonomy places the organism in Eukaryota, Metazoa, Chordata, Testudines, Emydidae. Bases 1 to 987 code for a protein of 328 amino acids.
AUGGAAAUUGUUUGGGAGGUGCUUUUUCUUCUGCAAGCCAAUUUCAUCGUCUGCAUUUCAGCUCAACAGAAUUCACCAAAAAUCCAUGAGGGCUGGUGGGCCUAUAAAGAGGUGGUCCAGGGAAGCUUUGUUCCAGUUCCUUCCUUUUGGGGAUUGGUGAACUCAGCCUGGAAUCUUUGCUCUGUUGGAAAAAGGCAAUCACCUGUCAAUAUAGAAACCAGCCAUAUGAUCUUUGACCCUUUCCUAACUCCACUUCGCAUAAACACAGGAGGCAGAAAGGUCAGUGGGACAAUGUAUAAUACAGGGAGACAUGUUUCUCUACGGUUAGACAAAGAGCAUUUGGUGAACAUCUCUGGAGGGCCCAUGACAUACAGUCAUCGCUUGGAAGAGAUCCGGUUACACUUUGGAAGUGAAGAUAGCCAGGGAUCAGAACAUCUACUUAACGGACAAGCUUUUUCUGGGGAGGUUCAACUAAUCCACUAUAAUCAUGAGUUGUAUACAAAUGUCACAGAGGCUGCAAAAAGUCCCAAUGGCUUGGUGGUAGUUUCUAUAUUUAUGAAAGUGUCUGAAUCAUCAAAUCCAUUUCUAAAUCGCAUGCUAAACAGAGACACCAUAACAAGAAUAACAUAUAAAAAUGAUGCAUACUUACUGCAGGGACUUAAUAUUGAGGAACUUUAUCCCGAGACCUCUAGUUUCAUUACAUAUGAUGGGUCCAUGACCAUUCCACCCUGCUAUGAAACAGCAAGUUGGAUAAUAAUGAACAAACCUGUCUACAUAACAAGGAUGCAGAUGCAUUCUUUACGACUGCUAAGCCAGAAUCAGCCAUCACAGAUAUUUCUGAGCAUGAGUGACAAUUUCAGACCAGUCCAGCCUCUCAACAAUCGAUGUAUCCGAACUAAUAUCAAUUUUAGUUUACAGGGUAAAGAUUGUCCAAACAACAGAGCACAGAAACUACAGUAUAGAGUAAAUGAAUGGCUCCUCAAGUAA